GCCUUUGUUAUUGUUCUAUACUGGAUGUCCUUUGGUUUUAAAGUUCUCAUUGCACGCAUGAUGUUUUGACGCCGCUUCCAGGAAUUUCACCACAAUUUCGCCUCCGUUUGGUAGCGGAAUAGCUGUUUGGACAUGAUGGAUAUAUAGCGAGCAAUACAGCGAAACGAUGUCGUACAAGCAAGCAGCUGCGUGUCCUGCGAGCCAGUAGAGCACUACGUUUGCCUUGAUCUAAGGUCUCCCAUGUAGAAAGCAUACUGCGUAUCGCAGCCUGGCCAAGCAGUGGUUGUGACUGCCUUUCCAAACAACGGAGGCGGAAUUCACUGUAGGACGCCUACAGAUGGAUUCAACAGCGGAUGAGUCGUCGUUUUCAUCCACUGUUAGCGCGGAUCUCCGUGAGUCUCCCAGUGGAGGUAAUGCAGAUGAAGGAGGGCACUGCACAGCCGAUGAAGAACCAUUCGUGUCAGUCAUUGAAGUGGAGCCUUUUAAUUUCUUUUGCGAUAGUGAGAGCGGUUCAGAAGAUGAGGAGAGCAUGCGUGAUGCUCACGUCAAACAUUCCGGAAAUGACGACCCAGAAAACGAUGCAGAAGACCCCAAUGGCAACAAUACCUCCGGGCCCAUGCUCGAGUGCCCACGGUGUCCUUUCAAGACGCCGCAGCGUAUAAAUUAUGUACGGCAUCUGCGACGUCACUUGCGACAGGAUGCAUCCAGCCUGCAGUGUCCACACUGUGACGCAAAGUACAUUGACAGCGUGUCUCUGGACCGCCACAUUGCCCUGCAUCAGGGCAAAGGCCGAAAGCCUGCACUGCCCUGCACCAUCUGUGGCACCAACUUCACCAGGGAAGAUGCACUGAAAGAGCACCUCGCUUUGCACGAACAGCAGGAAAAACAAUACAAGUGCACCGUGUGUCAGGAGUCGUUUGUUGCGUACAAAGAGCUGAUGGCCCACAAAGCGCAACACCCACGCAGGCCAACUCACAUAUGCAAAGUGUGCGGCCAAGGGUUCAUGCAGUCUGAGAGCCUGCGUAGUCACAUGGCACGGCACGGUGGCAGCCGGGAGUAUGGGUGCAAAGUCUGUAACAAACGCUACCUCACCCUGUCAGUCCUCAAGAAGCAUAUGCUCACGCACACAGGAGAAAGGCCACACCAGUGCACCACAUGUGGCAGCAGUUUCACAUUACGGUGCCACUUGAUUGCCCACAAGCGAACGCACACAGGUGAGAGACCAUUCCGGUGCCCAGCUGAAGGGUGCCCAGAAGCAUUCACGACAUCAUCAGGUGCAAAGCGUCAUUACAUGAGAAUACACCUCCAACCUAAGAAACGAAAAGGUUCUAAAAAGGGAGAAAAACCAUCAGACGAAGGCACAGGUGCCACACCUGCGGAACCUGUUGCAGCCCCAACAAACCAUGAAAAUCUCACAGACUCACCUAAUGAAAAAGAUAUAGAAAACGAAUCUCCCCCUCUCCAUGAGGCAACUGCGGACAAAGAUGAUGAGGAAUGGGACCAUGACCUAGAAGCAAAACUGGCCGAAUUUGAGGCCCAGACAAAGAGUGGCCCCCCUUACCAGUGCUCCAAGUGUCCCUCCACAUUUCCCACUUUGAACGGUGUUCGGGCCCAUGCCAUCGUCCACAUUGGGCCCCGAUACUUCGAGUGUUCCGUGUGCACUAAAGCUUUUGCUACCUCUCAGGCAGUACGGAGGCACAUGUUGAAGGUGCACAAGGUUCGAUAUAGGCACCCGUGGGCACAGAAUUUUGUGGUGCCAAAUGUGCCAACAACUGCUACGUGAAAUAGUGAGACUUCGAAGGUGACCUACUCAACAGCCAUCUUUCAAGCAUCAUAUCGAUCGUGUCCAGAUAUAGCAGCUCUAUGCUAAACAUGUGAACUUUGAGGAUCUUCACUGGCUGAAUGCAAGUGAGGAUGCAUGCUGGAAGCUUCAUUUGUCCUCAUAGGUAAUACAACUCUGUUCGUGUGGAGUUCAAGCAACGUUCCCUGGAACAGGUUAGAAUCGAACAGGGGUGCAUGUUUAAGUGCAUUGUUUUAAUUUUGGGAGCACACGAGUUUGCUCGCACUUCAGAAGUAGUGUUGUUGUAACGUAGUAGUCACGCAUCAUAAAUUACUUUGAGCUAGAUGACCACAAAUUGUGACAAAAAAUUGCUCACCAGUACAUGCAUCACAGUGUCCCUGCAUUACUGUGUUACUCUGUAAACGACACCAAGUAGGACAUGGCCUGCAGGGUCUGCACGUGAACGGCAAAAUUUGGAUUCUGAAAUCAGUGUGAUACAAGCUUUGCAUCUUCUAAAUGCAAGUGAGCACAGCAGCCUUUUGUGGUGAUCCUAUACAUGUAGUGAAACACCAUAUAGAGCAAAUCUGCAGGAAAUCUGUACUGAUUCGUUGUCAUGUACGGUCAUGUCUCGCUUAUCUCGACAGCGAAUUUCUGGAUAAGCAGAUCAAGUGCACGGAUGCAUGCAGUUCCAUUAAUCCAGUCGGUCACACCGGGGAAACAAAAAGAGAGAAAAUGAUCUUCUAGGACACGCUAUUUUAGAGACUUACACAUUUUUAGAUUUUUCCUGGAGAAUGUUCUAGAUCGUAGCUUUUGCGACAUCAUCACCCAGUGCUUUUCUCGUCCAGGCAUGAAGGCUAGAAAUACUUUCACAUGGUUGGGAUAGCCAACAAUCGCAUGCAGACUUUUUGUGCCCCAGUAGAAGCUGGACACCUCUAGCACUUCUCGGUAGCCAUCAUACUGUCUGUCCACACCAGUACUUGACAUCCUGGUACAAAGAACAAAUUCUGAAUAACGGGAUAAAAACUAAUGUUAGCAAGUUUGCCCUUAUCACGCAGACUGGAUAAUGAAUCUUCCGGCUAACUGAGUUUUGGACAAGCGAGACAUGACUGUAUUUCUAUGUUGGAUAGCAGCGAGUGCUCGAGAACACCAGUUUUAGGUACCGUUCAGAUAUUGCACAACAUAAUCAAAAAUGCACAGCCCACGACUGCUGUCCACCCAAUGUCUCUCUUUCUCCUCAUUUUCAAUAUUCAAUCCAGUCUCGAAGGUGGUGAGCUUGGCAUUAGUCCUACAAUAUAUAUGUAUAUAUAUUUUCCUUUUCUAUUUGCUUAUACAUAAGGUAGGUUUCUCAUAGCGCACCUACGAAUGCAGAGUGGUUACGCCACCGAAUGACUCCACCAACAUCAGUUACUUGCAAUUUUAUCUAAUAAAAAUGCACUGUCACCCACUUCAGCCAUUUGUCCAUUAUCAUAUUAUAUUUUGCCUCACAAACACCCAUUUAUUUCCUCAGUGUGGUUACAGAUAUAGUUAGGGUCUGAGGUUUUUGGGAGAUAUUUUUUGCCAAAUUGGGGGGGAGGGGGGGGGGGGUUAAAGUCAAGUGGCGAAUGGCAGCAUCCAAUUCGGGUGGAAUUUUUUUUUUGAAUUAUGUGAUACAGGGAAAAAUCGGGUUUUUCAGGCUUGUGAUACAUAUCACAAAUGUAAAAAGAAAACAGCUUCCAAAAUAUGUAGUAACACUGCCUGUAACAAGAAGAGGACUGUGUUAAAAAAUAUAUGGUAAUACAAAUCUGCAUUGUAAUCGCAAAUCUGCAAAUGGAUUCGAGUACGCUGUUGUAACUUGUAACGCUGUUACAAGUCUUCACGUGAGAAACGCUUUCGUUUCCGCGUCCAAGUAGGACAGAAGACCGUCGGAAUUCCGUUACGUUCGGCGAUUCUUCAGCAACUUCAUUGUUUUCAGAACUAUCUAAAGCUAAGUUGCUACUAAGCUGCUUGGCGUUGGUUUGGCCGCGGUGCGGUACAGCCAUCGCGAACGGGCUGCAGGAAGCCAUGUGCGCCGCAAUGUUUUCCCGACGAUUUGAAGAAGCGCGCGCGUGACCUCGGAAAACCAAAUUUUUUCGCGUGCGAAGCCUGUACGCCAGAAUCUUUCGACUACUGAGGUUCGCGCGCGAACGCUUGUGGGCGACGAAGUGGCAACAUUGCCGCCCAUCACUCGCUAUGUCUGCGUCCCAUGCGUUUCGGGUGGUCGUCAGCGAGCGUCUCUUCGCCGCGCGUACAAUGUCACGGCGUGCGCGCGACGUUUUGACGCCCCGGGAACGUCCGUGCGCGUCCCAUGCGCUUCGCCGUCGCGGCUGCGGUGUCACCUCCUUCCGCCGGUGAUCCCUCCCUGUUUCCCACUACCGUAAUCGUGCGCCGUGGUUCCGCGCCGCGCGACAAAAAGACCCACGGUUCGGGGAGAAAUCGGGUUUUAUUCGAAUCACUAAAUGUGCGAUUCGGGGGUAAAUUCGGGGAAGAAUCGGGUAAAACUCGAAAACCUCAGACCCUAGAUAUAGUGGGCUUCACUAGAGAGGGUCUUCAUAGUAGCCGAAGAAAAUGCUAUCUGAUCAGGCAGGGCAAGACUAGAACAUUUGCUGUCCAAAGCAGUAAGUUUAAACAAAUUAAGGCCAGCUUUGGUUAACUCUUCACAGGAUGCUUAUCCGUGACAUAUGUUUUUAUCUCCCAAAAUUGUUGCGGAUUGAACAAUAGUGUGCCAGUCAAUAUUUGUUCGAUGCACACCAUGCUGUAGUCUGCCUGAGUUGCAAUGUUGUUGCUCCCUAUGGUGAUGCUUGGUGAAGCUUGGUGAAGCUUAUGGUGCUGGUCACAGCUCACGGACGAGCCUCCUACAAAGUUCAACUUAGAGAGCGGUAUGCCCAUGUUCAACCUAAUGGCGGCAUAAAAUGAAGCUCAGAAACCCUGACAGAGUUACUCUGGCAGGGGAAUUAUAUGGCCUCACCAUCAGGUGCAGUGGUUUAUCCACAACCACAAGCGCAGCUGGGAUGUUACAAAAAACAGGUGACAGGGGUGGACAGGUUUGGGUAUAUCCACAGAUCCGCGCCACGUUUGUUUGCGGAUUGAGAUGUAGCGUUUUGAAGUCCACGCGAAUAAAAUGUGCAUAAAACAGGUAUCCAGAUCCACAGAUGUCUGCAUGUUAUCCGCAAAUAAGCAUUAGUGUAUCUGCAGACGUCCCCCAUAAGUGACAGCACACUAGAGCAUGCGGUGAAUCCAAAAUGGUGUGCUAGCCCUUGCAUAGCAGCCAAUAGAAACAAGUGUAGGGUGGGACUUAGAUGUGUUGUUUUUGGGUUGAACACGACUAUAGCUCAUUAGCACAUCACCAAAUGUUAGCCUCCACCUUGUGCCAGAACGAACAUGAUCCCACUAAUAUUUACAUCUGUGCGGACGGUGUAAAGGGAGACUGAAGGCAUGAUGUCUCUCGCUAUGGUUACGCCAAACAUUUGGGGGGAGAGAUUGCUUUUUUGUGUUAUAAGAGAGAAGGGUAGGAAGCGAAGCACAUGUCUGGGAGGGUGCGCAGAGGGGAAAAAAAUAAGAAAACCCAUAUAUGUCACUGGUGUGUGACAUAUGAAAGUGGUUUCACAUUACAAGGAGCUAGGCAGGCUUGUAGUUUCAAAUGUGGAUGUUCAUGUAAAUGCUCUCUGUGUGUUCUCGUGCCUGGAUUACAAGGUAACAUGUUCCUACUUGGUUUGGGGCUGGUUAGGAUGGUCUUAUGGAGCAAAUGAAUGUGUGUCACACACAUAAGUGCAUAAAGAUGAACAUGGAAAGAAAAGGCACAACGUUUGAUGGCUCACUGUAUCAGUGAUCUUACCAUGCUCUACAAACAUUCAUGUAAGUAUUUUAAUUUAGAACCCCUUCUCUUGCAAAUUCGGCACCUUCCUUGUCCUUUAGAGGCAAAUUCGGAAGAAAGUUGGGACUCUGGUCCCUGUGAACCCACAAACACAUAUGCGCAAAAAUGCACAUAUUUGGUUCUUGUGAACAAAAAUUUUACGAAGUGACAUUUUGAACUGCUGCUUUGUGGACUGCUUUUGUGUGGAAUGUGCUAGGUCAUAAAGUACCUGGUCAAAGUAGUGAUGUUAUGCCAUGUAAGACUUCUUUAUGAAGUCCUGACACAUUCAUACCUACCUGCAUGUAGAAAUUUGCACCCUACAAAUAUUGAAUAAAUGCUGCACAAGCACA
Molecule: messenger RNA, 5998 nt
Organism: Ornithodoros turicata
Lineage: Eukaryota; Metazoa; Arthropoda; Arachnida; Ixodida; Argasidae
Product: zinc finger protein 555-like
Exons: 10
Coding region: 338-1783 (481 amino acids)
Biological process (GO): regulation of transcription by RNA polymerase II
Molecular function (GO): DNA-binding transcription factor activity; RNA polymerase II cis-regulatory region sequence-specific DNA binding
Source: RefSeq, a predicted model, not a curated record